AUGGAUACCACCAGCAGUAGCAGCCCCAUGGUGGCGCCAGAUGAAGAUGAAACCGUCCGUUUUGCGCUUCUCAGAGCCGGAGUUCUUGGCUUAAUUUUUUUACUUGCCACAUGUGGCAACCUUUUCUUCUUAGUCACCCUUUGGAAGAGGAGGAAGAGGAACUCACGGACCCAGAUGUUCCUCCUGCAUCUGUGCCUUGCGGAUCUGGUGGUGGCCUUUUUCCAAGUCCUGCCACAGCUUUCCAUAGAAAUUACGCACAGGUUCCGCGGGACGGACUUCCUCUGCCGCCUUGUAAAGUACUUGCAGGUGGUCGGGAUGUUCGCCUCCGCUUACAUGAUAGUGGCCAUGGCUAUUGACCGCUACCACGCGGUUUGCAUGCCCAUGGUCUCCUUCCUGGAGGGCUCUUUCAGGAGGUACGUCUCCAUAGGCGCAGCGUGGUUCGUCUCCCUUGUCUUCGGCUCUCCGCAGCUCUUCAUCUUCUCCGUCCAGGAGGUGGAAGUAAAUCUGUAUGACUGCUGGGCGACGUUCGUUGAACCCUGGGGUAGCAGGAUCUACAUCGGCUGGAUCACUCUGGCAGUGUUUGCUCUGCCUGCAGUGAUUUUAUUAUACUGCCAGAUGAGAAUAUGCACAACAAUCUACUUUAACAUGAAGAGGAAGGCUCUGCAGUCAGGGCGCACAGGCACGAGGGGGGUCUCCAAUGCAAUGCUCAAGACAGUGAAAAUGACUUUUGUGAUUAUAAUGGCAUAUACAGUGUGCUGGAGUCCUUUCUUUGUUGUGCAGUUAUGGUCUGCAUGGAGCCCCAGCAGCGCUCCUACACAAGGUCCCAUAUUUUCAAUUAUCAUGCUGCUCGCCAGUCUCAACAGCUGCACAAACCCUUGGAUAUAUCUCUACUACAGCUGAAAAACAUGUCUCAAAUGAAAAGAAUCAACAGAAGAGAAAUAAUAAACAGGUUGUCUACAAAUUCCCACCUGUGCCGACCGAGGUGAAAAGUUCCCUUGUUGAACUGCAUGGAGAAGACUUUGAAGAAGAAAGCCACAUUUGUUGUGUUCUCUGUGAAAAAUAUGCUCUCGCUCCUUUUGUACAAAACAGAAAAGUGUAUAUCAAGCAGACUGUGGGAAACAAGCAACGGAACAGAACACAAAUAUAUUCAAACAUGCUUCAUCUUAGAAGGAAUUACAAUGACUGCAUGAAGCAAAACACUGUCUACUGCUGGAUGAAGGUAAAAUAGAAACAACCAGAGGUGUAAACAUUCAUUUUCAUUCCUAGCAACGUGUACAGAUAAACAAGACAUGUGAAGACUGGUAAUAGAGACCGGCAGAUUUAAAUUCAGACUAUUCUUAUAAAUAAAUGACAAUAA
Messenger RNA from Girardinichthys multiradiatus, 1357 nucleotides. It is a transcript of the gene avpr2l, whose product is annotated as arginine vasopressin receptor 2, like. The record is from RefSeq and is a predicted model, not a curated record. Gene Ontology annotation, molecular function: peptide binding; vasopressin receptor activity. Bases 1 to 900 code for a protein of 299 amino acids. Gene Ontology annotation, biological process: G protein-coupled receptor signaling pathway; positive regulation of vasoconstriction; regulation of systemic arterial blood pressure by vasopressin. The transcript is spliced from 2 exons. NCBI's taxonomy places the organism in Eukaryota, Metazoa, Chordata, Actinopteri, Cyprinodontiformes, Goodeidae. Gene Ontology annotation, cellular component: membrane.